CUCCCCCUAGGUCUGUUUGUUUACCGUUUUCGUACGAGUUCACAGAAAUUCUUUGACAGAAAACAGAGAGAAGAAGGUGCUAGGCCUAGGUGUACUGUAUUACUUUAUUGGUCACCAUGCCUCUUAAGAUGGACUUAAGUCAUUUUGUGCCAGAGAAGAUAAAAGAGUGUGACAGGAAGUUACGUGAAAAAGAUGAACAACUUACCUUACUAAAAACUGAAAAUGCAAUGUUGCAUCUCAAAUUAGCACAACUUCAAGGACUUGUGCAAGCCUCCUAUCGUGAGGCUAAUCUAGCCAAAGAAUUACUUGAAAUUGAUAAGCACUCCUGCAAAAUUAAUUCAGAGUUAGCUUUACACCUCAAAAAUCAAAUCAAGGAUGUUAAAAAUGAUCUUCUGACACUGAGAUCAAGUGUCAAAGGUUUACCAGAAGUGGUGCAUUCUGACUUCCAAUGGGCAGUCCAGAGGUCAGCAGAAUUGAACCAGCAGAUGGUCUCUGAUAACCUAGACCUGCAAGAAUUAAGAGACAAGUUAUUCGAAACAGAAGAAGAGUUAGAUGAAAUGAAGGAACGACAUGCAAAAGAAAAGAGAAGAAGACGAGAACUUCACAACACUUUAGUUGAGCUCAGAGGCAAUAUCAGGGUACAUUGUCGUACACGACCCCUCCUGAACUUUGACUCGGGUAAACUUGAUCCCAGUAAUCUAGGUCAAGCUGGAACACCAUCUGAAGAAGUGAUAAUGGUUAUUGAUGAUGAAAAUCUUAGUGUGAAGGCAAACAAAGCUUGGCAACAGACAACUCCAAAGAAUUUUGAAUUUGAAAGAGUUUAUUCACCAGUGGAAGACCAAAAAGUUGUCUUUGAGGAGGUUCAACCAUUGUUAACUUCCUUAUUGGAUGGGUACAAUGUCUGCAUAAUGGCAUAUGGCCAGACUGGUAGUGGAAAAACAUAUACAAUGCUUGGUGACAGUUACACAGAUCCAACCACAUGCAAUGACAAUCUCCAGUCCAGCCCCAGUGAAGGAGUCAUCCCUAGAGCUGCAAGGGAAUUAUUCAGAUUGGUAAAUGAGAGAACCCAUGAUUUCCAUCGUGUUGAAAUGUCAGUAGCUGAAAUAUACAACAAUGAAAUUCGUGACCUCCUCCAUGGCAACUCCGGCAGGUCAUUGAAGCACACAGUAACCAUGGCAGACGACGGGUCAUGUGAAGUUCCAUCCCUAACUCAAAGGAUGGUGCAGAAUGCAUCAGAAGUUGUUGACUUAGUACAUUAUGGGAUGCUCCAUCGACACGAAGAUGCAACAUUAGUGCAUGCGCAUUCCAGUCGUUCUCACCUUAUAGUAACGCUGACUAUUACUUCCAUAUCAACUUCAUCUGGAUCAACAAGCUCCAGUAGUAAAUCUUCUCGGUGCCACUCCCCUCUUCCAAGAUCAACUGCAGGUACAAUGACCCCUCCUCCAUACAGACGUCGCAUUCCCAGUCUGAAGAUCCGAUCACGAUCUCCUUCCCCCUCGCGAUCUACUCCUCCUCCAGACAUGACAGGCAUUGUAAAAACUAAACUUCAGUUGGUGGACCUUGCAGGUAGUGAGUGUGUCGGCAUGUCAGGGGUCACAGGGGCUGCGCUUAGAGAGACUUCAUUUAUUAAUAGAAGCCUGUCCGCCCUCGCCGAUGUUCUGGCAGCACUUGCCGAAGAAAGAUCACACAUACCGUAUAGGAAUAGUAAACUAACCCACAUGCUUCAGGAUACAAUAGGUGGUGAUGCCAAACUUCUUGUGAUGUGCUGUGUAUCCCCCGCACAGCGCUACAUCACUGAGAGUCUCCAAUGUCUAGGGUUUGGAAGCCGUGCCCGCCAAAUUCAAAGAGGUCCACCUAAAAAGCGCACUUCAACAUCAUUUGUAGCUGUGAAGAUAGCAAAACAAAUAUUCAAAGGUAUAAAUUCAUCCUGUGACUCAUCUCCAACUACAACCCCACGAGGGCGCUCUCGUUUCUCUAGUUUCCCAGUCGUAGAUAAGACAGAACAUAAACUACCUCCACCAAAAAUCAUUGUUUCUUCUAUCGCGCAAGCGAACCAGGAAAUUGUACUUCCAAUACCAGUUAAAGCCAGCAAGCCGUCAAAUAUUCCAAUUCCAAAGAGAGUUACCAAGUCAGAUGAUUAUCCACCUAUCCCUAGUGGCCGUCGAUCUCCGCGACCUUUGAAAAAUAAAAAUGCUAAGAAAUGAAAACAUGAAUGAGCAAAAUGUAUUUUUAUAUAUUAUGAUGAUGUAUCGAUGAAAAUAAUUCAUCUUUACAAAUGAACAAUGAAGAUGUUUUGUAUCUGGUUCCAACUCUACCUGUGAAUUACAAGUUUAUAGACCACUGCCUUUUGGGAAGGACAUUUAACUGUUGGCUCGGUGUAUAAUAUUUGCCAAUAUCCUAGUUAAUACACUAGCUGCAAAUUUUUAUUUAUAUUACUGUACAGAAGUUUGUACAUAUUAUACUGUAUAUCAGAUUUUUUGUGUGUUUACAAUAAACUGUAUAAUCAUGUUGAA
Messenger RNA from Anneissia japonica, 2513 nucleotides. Its product is annotated as kinesin-like protein KIF25. Bases 117 to 2204 code for a protein of 695 amino acids. The transcript has 18 exons. NCBI's taxonomy places the organism in Eukaryota, Metazoa, Echinodermata, Crinoidea, Comatulida, Comatulidae. Gene Ontology annotation, molecular function: ATP binding; microtubule motor activity; microtubule binding. Gene Ontology annotation, biological process: microtubule-based movement. The record is from RefSeq and is a predicted model, not a curated record.